This is a messenger RNA of Jaculus jaculus (lesser Egyptian jerboa), 851 nucleotides long. RefSeq names its product transcription elongation factor A like 7 (gene Tceal7). NCBI's taxonomy places the organism in Eukaryota, Metazoa, Chordata, Mammalia, Rodentia, Dipodidae. The coding region runs from base 265 to 567 and encodes 100 amino acids. The record is from RefSeq and is a predicted model, not a curated record. The transcript has 5 exons.
GUAAUCCAGCCCCUAUCACUGGGCAGGGCUUUCUGUUCAAGAAUGUUGGAUAAGAGAUGCAAUGUACCAGCUGGUUCAUGUUCCUUUCAUCAUUCUUUCCCUGCCAUGAUGGGCUAUGUCCUCUGCACUCUUCUUUCUCCUCUGGAUACCAGCUCUUUCCUGCCUUGAAGACUUUUGUGCUAGUGGCCAAGGAGAAGAGGUCCUGGAACCUGUGUUCACAGAUACCUCCAGGCUAAAAGAAUUAAAAGAGAAAACAACACUGCCAUGCAAAAAUCCUGCAAAGAGAAUGAAGGAAAGCCCAAGUGCAGCAAUGUGCCGAAGAGAGAAGAAGAUCCCUGUGGAGCAUUUGAAGGCCAACAAAGGGAAGGGAAUUUUAGACAGAGACUACUUCAGUCUCUUGAAGAAUUUAAAGAAGACAUAGAUUAUAGGCAUUUUAAGGAUGAAGAUAUGGCAGGAGAGGGAGAUGAGAUGGAAAGGUGUUUGGAAGAGAUUAGAGGUCUAAGAAAAAAAUUUAAGGCUCUGCACUCUAAUCACAGCCAUUCUAGGGACCGUCCUUAUCCAAUUUAAGGUAUUUCCUCCUGAUAAUUCAUAUUCUGUUAUUAAUAUUGCUACUGCUUUCUUUUUGUCUACAUUCUCUUGUUAGAUAUUUCCUCUCAUUUUUCACCAAUCCCUCAGUGUUGGUUAUAGUCUUAUGUCAAUCACAUGCUGUUAACAACUAAUCUUUUGAUUCCUCCUCACUCAUUUAAUAAGGGUGUCAUUCAUUUACAUGGGAAGAUAGUCAUCUAAUGGUGUAUUUUAAAGCCAAAAUCAACUACAAAACGGUAUAUAUACUUUAUGUGUACAUUUUUAUA